Molecule: messenger RNA, 231 nt
Organism: Blepharisma stoltei
Lineage: Eukaryota; Ciliophora; Heterotrichea; Heterotrichida; Blepharismidae
Source: the annotation of a GenBank genome assembly
AUGAUAAAGGAAAAUAUUAGAAUUCUCCUUUCUGAAUCAGAAUUGAAGAAUCUGUUUAAAAUAGACCAUUUCAGAUUCUGAGAUAAAACGGAUAGAUUCCAAAACGCUUUAAAAUAUGACAAGAAAGGACAGCAAAUUAUUAAGAAAUGCAUUUUUAAAUGAAAAAUUGUGCUGGAAAGCUACUUAAAUAAGAAACUAAUCUGAAUAGUAAGCUUCUUGCAUAGCAAAUAA